Molecule: messenger RNA, 283 nt
Organism: Blastomyces gilchristii SLH14081
Lineage: Eukaryota; Fungi; Ascomycota; Eurotiomycetes; Onygenales; Ajellomycetaceae
Exons: 1
Source: RefSeq, a predicted model, not a curated record
UCGAAUUGGUAAUGAGACUAUCAAAAAAUCUGGUCCUGGUCUCAGACACGGUCACACAGUCAGUCUAAGAGAGGCAGAAGAAGAACUGAACAUAGCUAAACUGACCAGCAGAAGGAAUGACACCUCACUGCAAGACACAGCUGCUACUACCAUGGUCACAAGAGCUGCAGAAGGAGGAAAAGAUGUGACAAUGAGAGCAGUGCUACUGCGGCUCAUUGACACUGCUGUCUCUGCCUUCAACCUGGCUUUCUUAACAGUCACAGAGACUGCAGCCACAUCAUGA